Vigna angularis (adzuki bean) is the source of this 1568-nucleotide messenger RNA. RefSeq lists its product as uncharacterized. Bases 283 to 1050 code for a protein of 255 amino acids. The transcript is spliced from 10 exons. Gene Ontology annotation, cellular component: Golgi membrane. Lineage: Eukaryota; Viridiplantae; Streptophyta; Magnoliopsida; Fabales; Fabaceae. The record is from RefSeq and is a predicted model, not a curated record.
UGGGAAGGUUUUUUUUCUUCGUAAGAUAGAGUGGGUCAGAAGGUGAUUAGAGUCCAGUACCGAAAUUGUAAUCGGCCCAGGUUGGUGGUGUAGUCAUUUUACUUUUCAGUCCUUUCCCAUCCCAUCUCGCAUCUGUGAGAGAGUUCGAGGUAGCUACCGGAGAGAAACACACAGAGAUCGCAAUCAACAACACAUAACAGCACGACAGAGAAUAAUAGAAUCGUGAAUCGUUUGCAGAAGAAGAGGUAAAGGAAUCGAGAAGAGGAGUCAUCGAAGCCAAAGAUGUUACCCACAGCUUCCAAAGGACGUUCUUCUUCUUCCUCUUCUUCCUCUCGACCUAAUAAUCCCAUGCUGCUUCCCUACCUCCGCAGAAUCAUCAAGUGGCAACAAAUGGAUAUUGAAUACACCUUUUGGCAAAUGCUUCAUCUAUGUACGUCACCGAAAGUUGUCUAUCAGCAUACUAAAUAUCACAAACAAACCAAGAAUCAAUGGGCACGUGAUGACCCUGCAUUUGUUGUGAUCUGCAGUCUUCUUUUGGCAGUUGCAACUUUGGCUUAUUGUGCUGCGUAUGACCAUAGUACUGCCCAUACACUUCUUGUUAUCUUCUCAGUGUUGUUUUUCCACUUUGUACUGACAGGUGUAUUUCUGGCAACUUUUUGUUGGUUCCUGACUAACUCUUAUCUUCGAGAAGAGGCUCCAAAUAGCUAUGUGGUUGAACAACGUGUUGAAUGGAUGUAUGCAUUUGAUGUACACUGCAACUCUUUCUUCCCAUUGUUUGUUUUGCUCUAUGUGAUCCAUUAUUUUGUAUCUCCUCUAUUGUUGGCUCAUGGUUUCAUUCCAGUAUUGCUCUCAAAUCUUCUAUUCAUGGUGGGAGCUUCAUACUAUCAUUAUCUAAAUUUCCUAGGUUAUGAUGUUCUGCCUUUUUUGGAGAGGACCACCUUUUUCCUGUACCCCAUUGGCAUCGUAAUUGUCCUUUCUCCUAUUUUGAUUUUAAGUGGUUUCAAUCCAUCUAGAUACUUUAUGAACAUGUACUUCAGUCGACAAAUAUGAUCGUUCCAGCUAGAACUUUUGACCUAUCGGUGUCCUUGAGGUUAUAGAGUAUUCGGAAAACUAUCACAUGAGAAGGCUUUGAUGAAUGUUUGAUUGUUUGUUUGAAGAAUGCAUUGGCCCAGCAAUGUCUCAUUUUAGGCCUUCUAAUACUACUACCAAUCAAAGUUGGACUGUAGCAAGUCAGGGUAGUCAGUGUAUUUUUUACAGUUAUUAGAUAGAAUAUUUGUUCAAAUGAAUAUACUCAUUGUAAUGAAUUUUCUUUGUCAAUCCGGUAGCUUUCCUCCCGACAAAGAACAAUUUAUAUUGAUAUAUUCUUUGAUGAGGUUAGAUACUUAAAUGAAAGGUCUUCCCAUUAGCUCGUCACAUAAGGAGUCAUUGUUAACUUUUAGUUUCAUUAGAAGCCACUCGAGCCAGGUACCAGUAAGAGUUAGGGAGGAGCUGAUCAAAGCCGGGGAGGGAGCAUUUUGUAUGUAUGAUAUUUGCUGGUUAUGUAUGUUAUCUGACUGAAUAUUGCUUCA